AUGCCUAUAACUCGAUCUGCUAAUCAAGAAAUAUUGCCAUACGAUCCAGAAAUUGAAAGAACUCUACGCAGGUUAAGAAAACAAUCUCGGAGGAAAUUGGAGUUUAGUGCACUGGCUACUGAUUCCCCAUCUUCCUCACAUUCUAAUUCAGAAGAAAAACCCAUGGCUCAAAAUCGUACUUUAAAAGAGCUUGGAGCUCCAAAUUUAGAUCAACAGCCUUUAUGCAUUACGUUUCCUGCUUUAGAUGCUAAUGUACAAUUUGAAUUAAAAUCUGGGUUAAUUCAUCUUUUGCCUUCUUUUCAUGGACUUGCAGGUGAAGAUCCUCAUAAACACUUAAAAGAAUUUCAUGUGGUAUGUUCAAGUAUGAAACCCACGGGGGUUACUGAAGAACAAAUCAAGUUGAGAGCAUUUCCAUUUUCUUUGAAAGAUUCAGCAAAGGAUUGGCUAUAUUACUUACCUUCCGGGAGCAUCACCACAUGGAAUGACUUGAAGACGGUGUUCCUUGAAAAAUACUUUCCAGCGUCAAGGGCGGCCAACAUAAGAAAGGAAAUCUGUGGUAUAAGGCAACACAAUGGAGAGUCAUUGUAUGAAUAUUGGGAGCGUUUCAAAAAGCUGUGUGCGAGCUGCCCUCAUCACCAAAUCACUGAACAAUUGCUCAUUCAGUACUUUUAUGAAGGACUCUUUCCAACUGAUAGAAGCAUGAUUGAUGCUGCAAGUGGAGGUGCUUUAGUUGAUAAGACACCGGAUGCUGCAAAGAAUCUAAUUGCAAACAUGGCAGCAAAUUCUCAACAGUUUGGCAAUAGAUUUGUCCAACCGUCCAAGCAAGUGAAUGAGGUAAGUAUUUCCAAUCUUGAACAACAGGUGGCUGGUUUAACUACUCUUGUUCGUCAAUUGGCUGUAGGAAAUAUGCAAACUGUGAAGGCUUGUGGAAUUUGCUCGGUAGUUGGACACCAAACUGAUGCUUGCCCAACUCUUCAAGAAGAACCUAUUGAACAUGUCAACAUGGCUGGAGGUUUUCCUGGACAACCUCAAGGUAAGUAUGAACCAUUUUCUAAUACAUAUAAUCCGGGUUGGAGGGAUCACCCGAACCUUAGUUAUGGAAACUCACAAGGGAACCAGGUUGUUCAGAACCGUUCUAAUUUUCAGCAGUAUAGACCAUCAUUUCCUACAAGACAACAACCGGCCCAAAGCUCUAACUCAGGUAUGAAUCUUGAAGAUAUUGUUAAGUCUCUUGCUACUAAUACUUUACAGUUCCAACAAGAAACACAACAAUUCCAACAAGAGACAAGGUCAAGUAUUCAAGAAACAAGGGCUAGUAUUCAGAAUUUGGAAAGACAGGUGGGACAACUAGCAACUGCAAUCAACAGGUUGGAGGCACAAAACUCUAGAAACUUACCAUCUCAAACGGUUGUUAAUCCUAAAGAGAAUGUAAGUGCAAUUAGUGUGAGAAGUGUGUUGUUGGAAAAGAAUGUUGAUUUGGACAAUGAAACAAGUGUAGGAAACAUUGCCAACAAUAAAGAGAAGUCUCAAGGUAAGUUUUCAUCUUUUUCUGAUUAUAAACCAGUACCCCCAUUUCCUCAAGCUCUUUUAGAAACAAAGAAAACAAAGUCAAAUAAUGAUUUAUAUGAGACAUUUCGUGAAUGUGAGGGUAAUAAUUCAUUGUUAGAUUCUAUUAAAAAAGUACCUCGUUAUGCAAAGUUUCUGAAAGAGUUAUGCACUAUAAAAAAGAAACAAAAUGAAGGAAAAGCUGAGGAGGAGGUGAAAAUGCAAGAGAAUGUCUUUUUGGCUAGUCAAAACAAGCUUCCUGAAAAGUGCAAAGAUCCAGGUAUGUUUACUAUUCCAUGCAUGAUAAGUGGUGUGAAACUUGAAAAAGCCAUGUUAGAUUUAGGAGCUUCUAUCAAUGUCAUGCCAUAUUCUGUUUAUACUUCUUUAAAUCUUGGACCCCUUAAGAAAACUUGUGUAGUAAUUCAAUUAGCUGAUGGAUCUACUACUUAUCCUAGGGGUGUGAUUGAGGAUUUGUUUGUUGAAGUUAAUAAUUUGGUUUUUCCUGCUGAUUUUUAUGUGCUUGAUAUGGAAAAUAAUAAUAAAAUUUCUCAUAUUUUGUUAGGAAGGCCAUUCUUAAAAACUGCAAAAACUAAAAUUGAUAUUCAUAGUGGGAUGCUUACUAUGGAGUUUAAUGGUGAAUUUGAAGGUACUAUUUCUUUGAAUAACAAUAAUCGUCAAAGGUACUCAAAAAGACGAUGGAAAUUUAAAGAAUUGUUUAAGCAAUAA
Molecule: messenger RNA, 2271 nt
Organism: Ipomoea triloba (trilobed morning glory)
Lineage: Eukaryota; Viridiplantae; Streptophyta; Magnoliopsida; Solanales; Convolvulaceae
Exons: 3
Coding region: 1-2271 (756 amino acids)
Source: RefSeq, a predicted model, not a curated record